UUGUUCUGAGGAAGCGUUUUGUGGUUCUGUUUUGCCGUGGCAGGAGCUUCGCUUCUUCCACAAAUGGCGAGUGUGGCAAUCACGGCUGCUGCUUCAAGGGCCUUCUUCUGCAGAAACAGGAAGCCCUUGUUCUUCCUCUCUAUAAGCCCUAAUUUCACAUUUGUACGCUGCAGCAACAACCACAUCUUUUCUUCGCUGAAAACCCCAAGAAACGAUUCUUCUUUAUCUUUAUCUAUCAGAUGCAUUCAACCCGCUCAAGAAACGUUGGAAACAACGAGAAACGAAGAUGUUUCCUCUGUUUGCGGACGCAAUGUUGUUGACAUUCUUGAAGAAAGAGGUCUCCUUGAGUCGAUCACCAGCGAGAAUCUUAGGUCAGCUUGUUCCAAACCGAAGGUCAGUCCUUUGAAGGUUUACUGUGGUUUUGACCCUACUGCUGAAAGCUUACACUUGGGAAACUUGCUUGGUAUUAUUGUACUAUCUUGGUUUCAGAGAUGCGGCCACAAAACUGUUGCUUUGAUCGGUGGUGCAACAGGUAGGAUUGGAGACCCAUCUGGGAAAAGCUUAGAAAGACCAGAAUUAGAUAUUGAAACAUUAGAGAAUAACACGGUAGGGAUUAUGAAUACAGUUACUAGGAUUUUAGGUAGAAAGACUUCGAUUUCAACAAUGGGUAGUGAGAAAAACCUGACCUCUGAUAUGGGUUUAUGCGAUUCUUUUGUAAUUAUGAAUAAUUUUGACUGGUGGAAGGACAUCAGCUUAUUGGAUUUUCUGCGAAAUGUUGGCCGGUUUGCAAGGGUGGGUGCGAUGAUGGCCAAGGAGAGUGUGAAGAAGAGGUUAGAAUCUGAACAAGGAAUGAGCUACACUGAGUUCACAUACCAGUUGUUGCAGGGUUAUGACUUUUUAUAUUUGUUUAAGAACGAGGGGGUUAAUGUUCAAAUAGGGGGGAGUGAUCAGUGGGGAAACAUAACUGCUGGGACUGAACUGAUUCGGAAGAUUCUUCGGUUAGAAGGAGCAUAUGGUUUGACAUUUCCUCUUCUGUUGAAGAGUGAUGGAACCAAAUUUGGCAAGUCUGAAGAUGGUGCUAUCUGGUUGUCUCCCUUGACGUUGUCGCCUUAUAAGUUCUAUCAGUACUUCUUCUCAGUUCCUGAUGUGGAUGUGGUGAGGUUUCUCAAGAUUCUUACUUUCCUGAGUAUGGAGGAGAUCAGGGAAUUGGAAGAGCAGAUGAAGACAUCUGGAUAUGUACCCAAUUCGGUUCAGAGGAGACUCGCGGAAGAAGUAACUCGUUUUGUCCAUGGCGAAGAAGGACUGGUGGAGGCCUUGAAGGCUACUGAAGCAUUGAGGCCUGGAGCUGAGACAAAGUUGGAUUGGAAAACCAUUGAAGGUAUUGCUGGGGAUGUUCCUUCAUGUUCUUUGGCCUAUGACCAAGUCUUGAAUGCUUCUCUGGUUGAUCUCUCUGUUUCCACUAGUUUGCUUGAGAGUAAGUCAGCUGCCCGCCGCCUUCUUAAGCAAGGUGGGCUUUACUUGAACAACAACAGAGUUGAUGAUGAGGGAAAGAAGAUCGAGGCUGUUGAUAUUGUUGAUGGGAAGGUGCUUCUUUUGUCUGCUGGGAAGAAGAACAAGAUGAUUAUAAGGAUACCUUGAUUUCCUAUAUUAGCACGUUUUUCUAUAAAAAUGAUGUCUGGACUAUCUUAUGUUUCUCAA
Messenger RNA from Telopea speciosissima, 1698 nucleotides. Its product is annotated as tyrosine--tRNA ligase, chloroplastic/mitochondrial. Gene Ontology annotation, biological process: tyrosyl-tRNA aminoacylation. Gene Ontology annotation, cellular component: chloroplast stroma; cytosol; mitochondrion. The record is from RefSeq and is a predicted model, not a curated record. Gene Ontology annotation, molecular function: RNA binding; ATP binding; tyrosine-tRNA ligase activity. Lineage: Eukaryota; Viridiplantae; Streptophyta; Magnoliopsida; Proteales; Proteaceae. Bases 64 to 1638 code for a protein of 524 amino acids. The transcript has a single exon.